AGACUCCAAUGAGAGUUACAAACUACGGAGGCCACCAUUGGACCUUUUUCCCGUCCUUCUGAUGGGGGAGGGACGCUUUAUGUUUUGUUUUUUUCAUAUUCCCCUGUUGCCUCUGUACGGAAGCCGAGCGGGGACCGGCUGGAUUCGCAGCGGCCGCGGGUCUCCACCCGAGAGUAUGGCGGCUGGAACGCGCUCCGGGUCGCGGUAAAGGGGGCGAGAGAGAAGCGGAGACAUGCCGGAGAUGGUGAAGAAAAAGAAACAGACGCAAGUUCGAUAAUUAGGCGUCGCUGCAGUUUUAGUUUGUGCUGCUUUCCUCCAAAGCUUGAGAAUCUCUGCGUCCUCUAUGGAGCAAAGUUGUUUCUAUUUUUUUUCCUGCGAAAGGCUGAAAUAAUCAGAUGAAAACCUCGAACUAUCCACGUUAUCGGCCGAUAUUUUCAUCCGCUGUGCGCGUUUGUUUUUUCAGCGGACAUCUGCAGUCCGCGGAUGCCAGCGCCUGGCCUGUCUGCGAUGGGGAACAAUCUCCACAAUGAGACCUUCCGAGUCUUUGUGCUCCGCUUUAGUUGAGCAAUGACAGCACUAUUGACGAGUCUGAUCCAAAUGGUGAGCGCAGCAGAUUGCUAACCCGCAGCAGCUGAUUAGAAAGCCGCGAUGCGUGAGUAUAAAGUGGUGGUCCUGGGCAGCGGUGGGGUCGGGAAAUCAGCCCUCACUGUGCAGUUCGUUACCGGGACGUUCAUUGAAAAGUAUGACCCCACCAUAGAGGAUUUCUACCGCAAGGAGAUCGAGGUGGACUCCUCUCCGUCGGUGCUGGAGAUCCUGGACACCGCCGGUACCGAACAGUUCGCCUCCAUGCGGGAUCUGUACAUCAAAAACGGACAGGGGUUCAUUCUGGUUUACAGCUUGGUCAACCAGCAGAGCUUCCAGGACAUCAAGCCCAUGAGGGACCAGAUCAUUAGAGUUAAAAGGUAUGAGAAGGUCCCUGUGAUCCUGGUGGGGAACAAAGUGGACCUUGAAAGCGAGAGGGAGGUAUCUUCGGGUGAGGGCCAGGCCCUGGCCGAGGAGUGGGGCUGCCCGUUCAUGGAAACCUCGGCCAAAAGCAAAACCAUGGUAGACGAACUGUUCGCUGAAAUUGUUCGACAGAUGGACUAUGCCGCCCAGCCAGACAAGGAUGACCCCUGCUGUUCCUCGUGCAAUAUACAAUAACCCCCUUGGGGUCCCCUGAGUUGCAGGAGACAGAGACGCUCUUAGACACACACACAUGCACAGACAUGCCAGCUACAUUUAGGACAAAUUCAUGAACGUAAUUAAUAUCAGUUCAGUGGAGCAUUAAAACCCUUAGACAAGAUAACUAAUGAUGACAAGUGAGUAAUGCUUACACGUUGAAUGAAAAAACAAAGAUUAUGCUGCAAGAGAGUUUGACUAAUGACAAAAUAGAACACACCCUCAUCUUAUGUUAUGUUAUUUUAUUUUUGUUAGUACAGAGGAGUUUAACUUUGCAAUCUUAAGGCAGACAUCCUUUUUUUUCUUAUGACUUUAAUCCACAUUAAUCCAAUAAAGAUUUUUUUGGGAACCAGGCAUUUCAGAUAUUUACAGUAUUAGAGUCGCUGAUGCAACAUCUGUCCCUCAUUUCAGUUUGUCUAUUAGGCUUCAGGAGCUUUUUCUACUCAUCACAGGGCUGAAAUACAGAGGUGACCUGAAGGCACCUCCAUUUGGUUGUAUUUUUUCAGCUGAUCAAAACAGUAAUGGAGGGGAAAAUGGGUAAGUGGGUGUCUUUCUUACAAACAGCGGUGCAGUCAUCCACCUCCUCACAUAGCAGUCCUUCACAUAUCAUGUGAUGUUUUCUUUUCUCCUCUCUUGGAGACUAACAGCAGAUUGCUGUGUAGUAGUAUAGCUAAAUGCUUCAUACUGAUGGGACGUAGAGUAUUUUUCAUUCUUUGAAAUUCCACCAAAGACUAUCUCCACAAACUUCUGUCAAGUGUGAGUGAUGCUCAAGGUGAAGAUGCAAACUUCUCUUUCCCUCCUCCGUUAUCAGUGUGAAGAGAAGCUCUGGGGAGUUCUGGCUUCCUUGCGCUUCUCUUUUCGUGCUGAGGGGAUUCAGAUUCAUGUCAACCAGUAGUUUGAAUAUUUUAUAUUGAAAGUGCCAGCUCAUUCAAAGACACUGACUCAACACAUGGAUGGUUUGCAUGGCUAGAAAACAAAAUAAGAAAAGGACUGUUUCUGUUUGAGAUAGUUAGAUCCUGUAGAAAUGUGCAAAUCAAACACAUCUGAGUCUGGACGCUGUUCAGACUCUACCUUUAUGUUUGAACAGGGAACAUUCCUGCCAUGAGGCCACGUACAUUGUUGAUUUUCUAUUUUUUUAUGUGACCAUUUACUCUCUGCCCCUUAAUGAUUGGUGACACUGUUACAUUUGACAACUGAACAAU
Messenger RNA from Cyprinodon variegatus (sheepshead minnow), 2420 nucleotides. RefSeq names its product ras-related protein Rap-2a. Gene Ontology annotation, cellular component: plasma membrane. The transcript has 2 exons. The record is from RefSeq and is a predicted model, not a curated record. Gene Ontology annotation, biological process: Rap protein signal transduction; negative regulation of cell migration. Bases 649 to 1200 code for a protein of 183 amino acids. Gene Ontology annotation, molecular function: GDP binding; GTPase activity; GTP binding. Lineage: Eukaryota; Metazoa; Chordata; Actinopteri; Cyprinodontiformes; Cyprinodontidae.